AAUGUAACUGCAACGGAUAUUCCAACCGAUGUUAUUUCAACGAGAAACUUUACGAACAAACAGGACAUGGUGGUCAUUGUUUGGACUGCGCUGUUAAUCGGGAUGGACCCAACUGUGAAAGAUGUAGAGACAAUUACUACAUGAGGGAAGAUGGUUAUUGCAUACCGUGUGACUGCCACGCUGUCGGAUCCAGAAGCCUCCAAUGUAACGCAGAGGGAAAGUGUCAGUGUAAACCAGGAGUUAGUGGAGAAAAAUGCGACAGGUUUGAUAAAAAACCUUAUUCGAGAGAGAAAUCGACUCGAGUUUAUCAGCGGACUCUCUACCCUGGAGACAAGAUUGCGGCUAGCAGGAUGGUCAACCAGGUUAAACAGGCCAACACUGACUAUAGAAACGAGAGGUGGAGCGAGUGUUUGGAAUCGCUCGGACCUGGGGAUGACGAGCUCUGGCGAGUCAUCCGCAGGCUCGAGAAGAGGAAAACCGCUCCCUCCCCUCUUCACGGACAGCGCGGCAUCUGCUACUUCCCCGCCGAGAAGGCGUUGGCCUUUGCAGACACAAUGGAGAGUCAGUUUCAACUUAACGUUGAUCCGGAUGCGGAUAUUGACCGUGGCUGGAACACCGGGUUCGGCACAUCCUUAGGGGAAAUGAUGACGACGUGCGAAGUGAACUACUACGACUUCUCAUCGAACGGUUGCAAAACGUGCGGCUGCCACGUUUCAGGAUCUCUCAACAACUCUUCCGAGUGUAUCGCCUCCACGGGGGUGGAUGGGUCAAAGAGGAGGGUUUGCAAGUGCGAACACAACACCGCAGGUCCGGACUGCAACGAAUGUCUGCCCUUCUACAAUGAUGCUCCCUGGGGCAGGGCCACAGCUCAAAACUCGCAUGAGUGUAAACAAUGUAACUGCAACGGAUAUUCCAACCGAUGUUAUUUCAACGAGAAACUUUACGAACAAACAGGACACGGUGGUCAUUGUUUGGACUGUGCUGCUAAUCGAGAUGGACCGAACUGUGAAAGAUGUAGAGACAAUUACUAUAUGAGGGAAGAUGGUUAUUGCAUACCGUGUGACUGCCACGCUGUCGGUUCAAGAAGUCUCCAAUGUAACGCAGAGGGAAAGUGUCAGUGUAAACCAGGAGUUAGUGGAGAAAAAUGCGACAGGUGCGAAGUGAACUACUACGACUUCUCAUCGAACGGUUGCAAAACGUGCGGCUGCCACGUUUCAGGAUCUCUCAACAACGAGGCCAACUGCGAUCCCAUCGACGGGAUUUGCCAGUGCAAGGAGAAUGUCGAAGGAAAACAGUGUAACGAAUGCAAACCAGGAUAUUUCAACUUGAACUCUGAGAACUACUUCGGGUGCACGCCAUGUUUCUGCUACGGCCACUCCGCACAAUGCAGUUCCGCUGCCCAAUUUUCCAAAUACCUCCUAGAAUCGUCAUUCUCCAAAAGCUCAGAAAGAUGGAGCGCAGAAGAUGAGUUCAAGAGAAAAGUUGAAAUCAAGUACGAUCCCCUUACCCAAAGCAUCGGCGCGCAGGCUUUGGGUGACGAGGCUAUUUAUUUUGUCGCCCCAGAUAGAUUUUUGGGUGAUCAGAGGGCUUCCUACAAUCAAUUGCUGGAGUUUUCGCUGAGGAUUGGGGAUAACAGACCCGUACCAACUGCUACUGAUAUCAUCCUGGAAGGAGGAGGAGGUGUAUCUGUGACAAAUACGAUUUUUGCCCAGAAAAACAGAAUACCUACGUUACAGCCUCAAUUGUACAAAUUCCGUCUACACGAACACCCCGAUUAUGGAUGGCAACCGAGACUUCCAGCAAGAUCCUUCAUUUCUAUUUUGACCAACCUGACCGCCAUCAAGAUAAAAGGAACUUAUGCUCCCGAAGGAGUUGGAUUCAUUGAUGACGUUAAACUGGAAACUGCAUCCAGAGGAGUGGCUGGAACACCAGCAUUGUGGGUAGAAGCGUGCGAAUGUCCUUCAGGUUACGUUGGCCAAUUCUGCGAAUCAUGUGCGCCUGGUUUUAGACAUACCCCGGCUUUAGGUGGUCCUUUCAUGCCGUGCAUUCCCUGUGACUGUAACAAUCACGCGAGCAUAUGCGAUUCGGAAACUGGCAGAUGUAUAUGUCACGAUAACACUGCUGGAGAAAAUUGCGAACUUUGUGCUAGAGGAUACUAUGGAAAUGCUUUAGGAGGAACUCCAAACGAUUGUCUUCCAUGCGGUUGUCCCGAAGGUGGUGCUUGCCUGCAAGUCGACGAAGAAAACAUCAUGUGCAUCGAAUGUCCGACUGGGUACACUGGCCACAAAUGCGAUUUGUGUUCGGACGGGUACUUUGGAGAUCCAACGGGAAGACUUGGGCAACCAACUCCUUGCAGAGAAUGCAAAUGUAACGGCAACGUCGACUUGAAUGCCAUCGGCAACUGCAACACCACGACUGGAGAGUGUCUCAGGUGCAUACACAACACUGGUGGGAAUCAGUGUGAAGUUUGUUUGCCAGGCUUCUUUGGUAAUGCCAUGGUCCUUCCGAAGGGUGACUGCAAGCCAUGUACGUGUUACUCUGUUGGCACUGCGGAAGAUCCUUCGGGAGCUUCCAUCUGCGACCAAACCACCGGUACUUGCACCUGUAAGGCUCACGUAGUCGGCAAAGAUUGCGAACUCUGCGAAGACGGUUAUUACAACUUACUCAGCGGAGAAGGAUGUCAAACUUGCAACUGCGACCUCGUCGGUUCUUUCAACCAGAGCUGCGAUCUACUGACUGGGCAGUGUUACUGCAGACCAGGAGUUACUGGGUUGAGAUGUGACCAUUGCGAAGCCAGAAAAUAUGGUUUCUCCAUCGACGGUUGUAAGGACUGCGAAUGUGACGUGAUCGGUUCUAAAGACUUGCAGUGCGACGCCUUUGGCCAAUGUCCUUGCCUGGAGAACGUCGAGGGCCGCCGCUGCGACAGGUGCAAAGAAAACAAAUACGACAGACACCGAGGCUGCAUCGACUGCCCGGAUUGCUACAACUUGGUACAGAAUGCCUACAGAUCCCACAACGACAAACUGAAGAGGUUGAGUGAAAUUUUGGACGAAAUUGAGAGACGACCGACAGUCAUAGCUGAUGACGAGUUUCCCAAGGAACUGGACAAGCUCAGGAGUGGGAUAAGCGAGUUCUACGAGGAAGUGAAGAAUGCAACGGGGGAUAACAGCGUGUUCCAGAAGGUUAACGACAUAAGUGAAAGAGGAAAAGAUAUAACUAGAACCCUUUCCGAAAUUGACGAGAAUAUCUAUCUCGUGGGCGAUAAGAGCCACAACGUUGAAAUGUAUCUAGAUCACAUCGAAGAAAACUUGGAAGAAGCAGAAGUGAGACUGUCCGACACUGAGCUGGCUUUCGAUGCACAGGCCAAAGAGGCGUUGGAGAGUGCUUUGCAGAGUUCUCAGAAGGCUGGACAACAAUCCGAGAAAAUGACCAAGAUUGCGCAGGAAGCUCGAGAACUAGCGGAUCGACUAGAGGAAGAAGCUGAGGAAAUCGAGAAGGUUGCAAUGGAGGCUAAAAACAAGUCGAUACUGGCCUACAACAUCGCCAAAAAUGCUACUUUUGAUCAAACACUGGUCAGUGAGAAGGCAAGGAAUUUGCGGCACGGCAUACUGGAUGCAGAAAAUAAACUGAAUAGAACUAAAGAAUGGAUAGAAGAAGUAGUCGAGCUCUCCUCUAGAUCAAAGACUGACGCUCUGAACUUAUUAAAUGAAGUUAAGAACCUAGAAAUUCCACAAAUCAACAUUCCAGAGCUAAAAGCUAGAUCAGAACAACUUCAAGACGAAGCCUAUCGCUUGGCCAACCAGACCGAUGAUUUGUUCAGAGAAACGGAAAGUUUGAGAAAUGCUGUGGAGGAGAAGAAUCAAGUAGGCAAGGAGUUGCUAGAAAAGGCAUAUGAACAACAGUACGAGACAGAUGAGUUGCUCAGUGGAAUCUAUGAAACCAAAGAAGUUACAGACAAAUCCAUCAAUCGUUGGAACACCAUUUUAAAUGAGACUGAAAGUAUUUACAAGGAUCUUAAAGAUUUCGACUCAGAAACGCAGAAGAGUAAGCUAGAAGCAGACCAAGCUCUAGAAACAAUCAAAGACAUCGAAGCCAUUAUCAUGGACAGCAUGUUGAAAACGGCUGAAGCACAGCAAUCGCUAAAAGAAUCGACUGAUAACGCCAACAGUGCUCUGGAAAAGGCUCUGCAAGCUGACGUCUUAGCUAAAAACGCAUCAAGUGCCGCAGAAAAGGUGAAAGAGGAAGCCGGUGUAUUACUCAGAAAUGCAACCCUUUUGAGCGAAGAUUCUGAGCUCAUGAGGGACAGAGUUCAGGCCACGGAGGAUAAACUUCAAGGACUAUUUGACUACACUAAAACUAAUGAGUCACUGGUCAACGAAGCCAAGGAAAAGGUUGGAACGGCUGGAAAGGACACGGACGAAACUUCCCACAAAGUCGUGGAACUGUUAUCAAGUGUCCAGAAGAUUAUGACGGAACUGGAGAACUCACCAAACAUCGAUGACGGAGAAAUAAACAGGCUGGAAGAAGCUUUACGGUUGGCUGAGGAACAAUUGAUUACAUCCAAACUCGAGCAAAAACUUGCGGAUCUUCAGAGGGAGCACUUUUCUCAAGCCAAUUUGAUUGAUCAGUACAAAAACGACAUAGUUAUCUUGCGGGCCGACGUUGAGAACAUUGAAGAUAUAGUAAACGCACUUCCAGAAGGAUGCUUCAGGCGGGUUGAACUAGAGCCUUGAGGUACAUCGUCUCAGAGUUUUUUAAAUUUUAUACCAAAGAUGGAAAUUCAGUUUUUAUUUAUUUCAAUUUUUGUAAAUAUUCUUCAAUCGAUCAAUUUUCAUGUAGCAAUGAAACUGAAAAAUUCCAUGUUCCUAAUGAUUAAGUACUUACUCUCUGCUGUUCACGUGGAAUUUCAUAUAAAAUAUUGAAUUUCAA
Leptinotarsa decemlineata (Colorado potato beetle) is the source of this 4929-nucleotide messenger RNA. Its product is annotated as laminin subunit gamma-1. The record is from RefSeq and is a predicted model, not a curated record. Gene Ontology annotation, biological process: animal organ morphogenesis; tissue development; axon guidance. Gene Ontology annotation, cellular component: basement membrane. Lineage: Eukaryota; Metazoa; Arthropoda; Insecta; Coleoptera; Chrysomelidae.